UAUUUUCGGGCCGGGUUUUUUUAUUCGAUAUCUACAGCCGACGAGACACCGCCCUACAAGCAGAAGUUUUCCGCUAUCUCCCUUCGUUCUCGAAAUAUGUCGAAAAAACGAUUUUUCGACUUUUUUCUUUUCGACUUUUCGACCCCUUCCGGGCCGAAUUUCAAAAAACUAAGAUUUUUUGGUGCUUGUAACUCAUAUGUGCUCUAUCGAUUGGCACCACUUCCAGACCUCUCCGACUUCCCAGAAGUCUCAUCUUGA
Molecule: messenger RNA, 258 nt
Organism: Meloidogyne enterolobii
Lineage: Eukaryota; Metazoa; Nematoda; Chromadorea; Rhabditida; Meloidogynidae
Source: the annotation of a GenBank genome assembly